AUGUACCUCUUUGCCUUUGCCUCGCUCCCUCUUCUCCUCGUUGUCGUCGACUUCCUUUUCUCUGCCGUCCCGGUCAGUGCUGGUGAGCCCUUUUCGCAGAUAUCCACCACCGAGGCGGCCGAUCCUAUUCUCCAACAAAGUACAUACCAGAAACCAGUUCGCCUCGUCAAGACACACUCGCAACCACUCGCAACUCGUACUGAUGUGUCUACAAAACAGCCCAUCGGGCUUGGGAUGAAGGCCACUAGUUCGACGCACAACCGGGUAUGCAAGGGAAAGAGGGGCAGGGCCCCGGGGGAAAGCGCCAGCAGCAACAUGACAUCCAUCCACCUGCGUCUGGCCACACGGGAAAGAGAUGGCAGUGCAGCCAGCGACAAGAACAUGCUGCAACAGGCGUCGCCCAGCCUCAAACAAGCCAUUGAGAAUAUCAAAGACAACCAGACAGACGUACUCCAUACAAAGACGGAAUAUCCGUCCACGAGUCAAUCAUAA
Messenger RNA from Cordyceps militaris CM01, 492 nucleotides. RefSeq lists its product as uncharacterized. The transcript has 4 exons. NCBI's taxonomy places the organism in Eukaryota, Fungi, Ascomycota, Sordariomycetes, Hypocreales, Cordycipitaceae. Bases 1 to 492 code for a protein of 163 amino acids. The record is from RefSeq and is a predicted model, not a curated record.